AUGCCUGCGCCCGAAACCCCUCAUGAGACACGGCCCAUCCUCGGACAUGUAAAUCUGAUGAUGGAUAGCUUCAUCGCAAAUGCAGAGGCAGACGACCUCCGCGCCGUCGUGCGCACACUGCUCGCAACGAGUCCGCACAGCGUAACCGCGACAUUCACCGCCGUCGCGCGCCGCAGGCUCGAGAAGAUGAACGCCAAGGCGCUCCCGCCCUCCGUCCGCCUCUUCAUGAAGGCCGCCGACGGGCUCGCGCGCCCCGGGCCGGACCUCCGCCCUGUGCUCGCCCGCGCCCGCGCCCUAUACGGCGCCGGCAUGGGCUUCGCCAGCCUCGCCCUGCUCACCGACGUCGCGCGCCACACGCUCGGCCUGCGCUGGGACGAGGAGAGCGAGACCGGCGACGUGCUCGCCGCGAUCGACGCCGACAUCACGCAGGCGAUCCAGAGCGCCAAGGAGGAGCUCGGCGGCGCGCGGGUGGCUGACCUCCCCGGCGCGCGCACGACGGUCGGCGAGCUGUACGGCGUGCUGACGCACUGCGAGCAGGACGCCGCGCGCUGGGGAGGGGUGUUCCCGUUCGAGCGCGCCGCGAUGAGCAUCCAGUAUUGGAAAUUCUAG
Postia placenta MAD-698-R-SB12 is the source of this 609-nucleotide messenger RNA. RefSeq lists its product as hypothetical. The transcript has 3 exons. The record is from RefSeq and is a predicted model, not a curated record. The coding region runs from base 1 to 609 and encodes 202 amino acids. NCBI's taxonomy places the organism in Eukaryota, Fungi, Basidiomycota, Agaricomycetes, Polyporales, Adustoporiaceae.